Ilex paraguariensis (yerba mate) is the source of this 1897-nucleotide messenger RNA. The record is from the annotation of a GenBank genome assembly. Lineage: Eukaryota; Viridiplantae; Streptophyta; Magnoliopsida; Aquifoliales; Aquifoliaceae.
AUGGAGGAGCGAGUGAAGCUUUUGGCCAUAAUUGGAGCUGGAGCUCUGUUGGGUUCUGCUUCUACGAUCGCUCUUCUCAAGUGUCUGUCCAGAAAAGGAGCAGACCAGUCUAUUAGAAAGGCAAUAGAAUCAAAUGGUAAUGGGUUUAUAUCCAAGACACCUACUAGGGGCCAUAAUUUUCGUGGGGACAAGAAUCAUGUGACAGCUAGUCCAGACCUGUUAAAUGAUGAAAUAGUUUCUGAACAACUAACCAGGAAUAUUCAGUUCUUUGGCCUUGAGGCUCAACAGAAAGUGACUGCAUCAUAUGUUGUAGUCAUUGGUCUUGGAGGGGUUGGAAGUCAUGCUGCAUCUAUGCUUUUAAGGUCAGGGGUUGGCAGGCUUCUUCUUGUGGAUUUUGAUCAGGUGUCACUUUCAUCGUUGAAUCGACAUGCUGUUGCAACCAGAGAGGAUGUUGGAACCCCUAAGGCCCUGUGCCUUAAGAAGCACUUUGCAGCAAUUUUCCCAGAGUCCUGUGUAGAGGCCAAAGUUCUACUAUAUGAUUCUUCCUCAGAAGAAGAAAUUCUUUCUGGCCACCCUGAUUUUGUAUUAGAUUGCAUCGAUAACAUCGACACAAAGGUGGCACUUCUUGCUGCAUGUGUGCGUAAGGGUUUGAAAGUUUUGUCUGCGACAGGAGCUGGCGCAAGAGCUGAUCCAACCAGAAUCCGUGUGGCUGAUUUAAGAGAGUCAACAAAUGACCCACUAUCUCGAGCGGUGAGACACCGUUUGAGGAAAGAUUAUGGUAUUGAAGGUGGCAUUCCUGUGGUUUUUUCUUUAGAGAAACCUAAGGCAAAGCUGCUUCCAUUUCAGGGACCAAGUGGAGAAGAAGAAAAUCCUUCUGAUUAUCAAAUAGUGCCGGGUUUUAGGGUUCGAAUCAUUCCUGUUCUAGGAACCAUACCUGCAAUUUUUGGACAGGUUAUGGCUUCCUAUGUCGUGACACAACUGGCCGGAUUGCAAGUUCAAACAGAGCCGGUGGUAAACUUUGAUACGGAUCAUUAUCGUAUACUCCAUCAGCGCCUUGUUGAGCAUGAGGAGUUACUGUAUGGCACAUCCAUGCAAGUUCAGGUAGACGUUGAAGAAGUUAUGUACAUUGCAAAAGAGUUGUGGCGUGGACGAAGUGCUAGAGAUCAAUCUACAAAAGAGGUGGGGCGUGGAAUGUGGCGUUCUUUCAAUGAGUUAAUGUUUGUGAGAUGGGAUCGGGCAAAGCCGGCAUCCGUGUCAAAUCUAAUUCUUCUAAGAUUUAAAGAGGCGGAUGAGCAUGAGUUGAGGACCCUUGAUGAUAUCAAGGAGACAGAACCAGAAUUUUUCAUAAGGGUUAUGUCUGUGCUAAAGCGGGCUGAAUUAGACUUCGGUUUGUAGCUGUCAUGACUAUUCAUGUCAGAGACAUACCCUCCUCCAUUGGUCUGUCAUGGCUAUUCCCUUUCAGAGACAUUCACGAGUGUAAACAUCAAUUGCUCAAACAGCUCCUGCAUUGAGUGAAAGCCGGUGCAAGCCUGCUUCUGGUUUCAUAAUGUGCAGACGCUUGAUGGUUAGGCAUACUCCACUUUGGUGAACAGGUUAUGAUUGUGAACAGAAGCAGAAUGCAUGGUUACAGAUUAGAGCUUACAUGCUGUAUCUUUUGGAAUGUUGAAACAAUGUUACUUGGAUCGUGGAUCGAUUCGGUACGUGGUACGGUACUUCUUUCUAUAUCGGUGGGAAUAGGCUUAGUUGGUACACUGUUUUGAGUCAUAGUUUCAUUUUGUAACUUUUAUAUAGAAUAAUAUAUCCGUAUACACAGUUAAUAAAUAUUUAUUUUAUAUUUAUGAUAAAUGUUGUUAAAAUAUGAGUUUAAAGAAUACCAAAAAAAGAAAUAACAAGUUAG